Carassius carassius (crucian carp) is the source of this 2775-nucleotide messenger RNA. Its product is annotated as Transmembrane protein 150A-like. Bases 384 to 1202 code for a protein of 272 amino acids. The record is from RefSeq and is a predicted model, not a curated record. Lineage: Eukaryota; Metazoa; Chordata; Actinopteri; Cypriniformes; Cyprinidae. The transcript is spliced from 8 exons.
GCGGGACAGGGACACUGAGAUAGACAGAGCAGGACGUCCGAGAGGAGCGAGGUUCUGCAAAUCUGUCGAAAACUCCGAGAACGAAGGACCUUACAUAGCCGCUGUGUUUUGGAUGAUUGAGGAUCAACGAUAAACCUGUAGCGGUUUACUGGUGAUUGAUGCAGUCCGCUCCUGAACAGCCUGCGCUCCGUCUGAGGGUCUAAUAACAAAAGCUGGGAGACGCGUCUGCUCUCCCCUGUCACAGUGGGAAGAUAUGAUCUUUAAGAUAAGCCAGUUUGGGGUCAUGCAACAAUUAUAAAUGCACAUUGACGAGCAGAGGGAGGCUGGCGAAGGAGAAAGAAGUGGAUUUUUUGAGGGGAGCAGGAGAGGACCGUGUGCUGGAGAUGUCUCUGUGGAUGAUAUUACCUGUCAGCCUCCCAGCUCUGACCAUCACUGGAAUAUGGGUUGUGUAUGCCAUGGCCUUGUAUAACCAGCAUGUCUGUCCUGUGGACAACUGGAUGUAUAAUCAUUCAUGUGAGGUGGAUCUGCCAAUGCAGAGAGGACCAACCCUAUGCUGUACUAUGGACAAUGUUCCUUUCAUAAGUAAAUGUGGUUCACUUCCUCCGGAGAGCUGCUUCUUCAGCCUCAUCUGCAGCACCGGAUCCUUUAUGGUGAUGGUGAUUGUGAUGCUUCGCUAUGCCCAUGUGAUAGAGAAGCACCAGAACUGUGUGUUAAACACAGCAAGUCUCUCCACCGGCUGGAUCUGUGCUGCUGGACUCAUAAUGGUCGGCAACUUCCAGGUGGAUAACUCCAAGGUUCUUCACUAUGUUGGAGCAGGGGUGGCCUUCCCCACUGGUAUGCUGUUUGUUUGUCUCCAGUCUGCGCUGACCUACCGUCUGGCGAAGACUCAGGGAGAAUAUAAUGUGGGUCAUUUGCGCCUCUUUAUGACCCUGCUGGCCUUUGUAGCCUUGGUGCUCAGCGGGGCGUUUUUUGUCCAGGAGAGUUUUGUCCUGCAACAUGCAUCAGCCAUUUUCGAGUGGGUCUUCUGUGUCAUUAUUAUGCUGUUCUACAGCACAUUCGCUUUUGAAUUCGCCGGGAUAUCUAGUGACACAAUGAUGGUGCUGGCCCGAGGGCAAUCUCUACAGUCUGUAAGCCAAAACCACAAAAUGGAGUCUCUUGCUGGGGCCAGUAUGCACCAGACUGAGAGCCUGUCCAAACUGUAACCUCAGUGUCCUGUAUUUGCCAAUCUCUCUCAACACUAGAAAAGAACACUACAACCGCAGAGGGAAAGUGACAGAAACUGGACCUGGCUCUCAUACAACCGGCUUACCUUUUGGCAAAGAAUCCAGCUCAUAUUUUGCACAUUUUUGAGAGAUUUUUUCACUCUCUGGGGACCUUUUGAAUCGCACAGCUUCCACACUGGGAAAAACAAAGUUCAUUGCCUGGAUGUUUUGGAGUUUCCAUUAGAUCUCACUGGGAUUUUUGAGUAUCUGUGUUACUUGGAUAAAGGAACUAGACUGCUAGUUGGCUAAACUACACAUGUCCAUUGGUGAACCCAGAGGACCGCUGCAUCAGAAGCCUUCUGCAACACUCAAAAAUUUUAACAUAGCCCCUCAAAACAAUGGUUGUUGUGCCAGUUCCAAACAUUGCAAGACAAUGGAUCCAAAAAUGCUGAUGCUUUUCUGUGCCUUUAGGAUGUUGUUUUUUUUAGAGUUUUUAUUUUCAAAGGCAGUGAUGGUUAAACCACAUAACAUUGUAUUUUCACUUAUCACUACUGUUUGAUAACUGAUCAAGGUGGUUCAUUUUGCCUUAAUCACAAUAUGCUGUCAGAAAUGUAUUUUCAGGAGAUUGUCAUUACCAAUGUGCCUUAUAUACCAAAAACCAAAUACAGAUAUUUAUUAGAAAUGUAUUCAGUUGCCUUGAAUAUAUAAGGCAUGUAUUUUUUUUUCAUAUGAAGCAAAAAAUAUGCUGGUUGUAAACAACUAAGCUGAAAGAGAUACGCAAAAACUUCUCGUGAAACAGGUGCAUAAAUUUAUCACAUUAAGUCGCCAGUAAUUGGUGCCAUUCCAGGCACCAUGUUAGAGUCUAUGAGUUUUGCUUUACAUUUUGACCAAAUGUUACUGAGAAGAGGGUUCUGUGGUCAGUGUGAUCAUAUGUUUCCCUCUUUCUGUCACUGAAGGAAUCGUUGUGUGUUGAGUGGGGGGUUUAUGGGAGUCACAAGGAAGCGUCUAGUAAUGAAAGAUGAAUGAAGCUGCCCUUUAAUGUAAAGGGUGAUGAGUGUAGGUGUUCUUAGAUGUACAGAAGGUCUCUAUGAGCUGUUUUUUGCAGACAAUAUUACUUGCAGCAGGACUGCAAAUUUAUGAUUGAUUUAGUUUCUUUUGAAAAAAAGAAACAAUUAGGUUUACAUUGGUCAAAUGUUUUCACACUACCAGCAUGACAAAAAAUUAAUAUUGUUCCUCAUUCAUUAUCAAGGGAGUUUUGUCAUUUAAUUUGUCAGGAUAAGAGCCAUAUUUAUGCUUCUCACUAUUUGAUUCCACCAGUGCUGUCCUGAAAACAUCAUUCAUGUAAUUUCAGUUUACUAAUUCUCUACGCUCAGGAAUUCAGAUCUGUCUUUUGCUGUCACAUCUUCUCUCUGUGUUCCAGACUGUGUUGAUCCACCAGAUAUGAGUAAACAUUCAACUGUUUCAGUAACUUGUUUAGAACAUUUCCUUCAUGUAGCCAGAGAGCUGUAUUUUGCUUCGAUUGCAUCACUGGGACUCUGUUAACCCCAUAAAUUGGUUUAAUUUGUUGUUUAAA